AUGGAGCUCAGUGUCCUUCUCCUGCUGGCCGUCCUCACGGGUCUCGUGCUGCUCUUGAUCAGGGGCCACCCUAAGACCCGUGGCCGCCUCCCCCCUGGACCGCGUCCCCUACCCUUCUUGGGGAAUCUUCUGCAAAUGGACAUGAAGGGCCUUCUCAGCUCCUUCCUGCGGUUCCGAGAGAAAUAUGGGGACGUGUUCACGGUGUACCUGGGGCCCAAACCCGUGGUCGUGCUGUGUGGGACCGAGGCCAUCCGGGAAGCCCUCGUGGAUCAGGCAGAGACCUUCUCUGGCAGGGGCAAGAUCGCUGUCAUCGACCCGGUUUUCCAGGGCUACGGAGUGAUCUUUGCCAACGGGGAACGCUGGCGCGUCCUGCGGAGAUUCUCUCUGGCCACCAUGCGGGACUUCGGCAUGGGCAAGCGCAGCGUGGAGGAGCGGAUACAAGAGGAGGCUCAGUGCCUGGUGGAGGAGCUGCGCAAGUCCCAGGGAUCCCUCCUGGACACCACCUUGCUCUUCCACCUUGUCACGGCCAACAUCAUCUGCUCCAUCGUCUUUGGGAAACGCUUUGACUAUAAGGACCCUGUGUUCCUGAGGCUGCUGGACAUGUUCUACAAGAGCUUCUCCCUCAUCAGCUCUUUCUCCAGCCAGAUGUUCGAGCUCUGCUCCAGCGUCCUAAAACACUUUCCCGGCGCACACAGGCAAAUCUACAAAAACCUGCAGGAAAUCAACACUUUCAUUGGCCACAGCGUGGAGGAGCACCGCAAGACCCUGGACCCCAGCAACCCCCGGGACUUCAUCGACACAUACCUGCUCCGCAUGGACAAAGAGAAGUCCAACCCCAGCAGCGAGUUCCACCAUAAGAACCUCAUCAUCACCGUGCUCUCGCUGUUCUUCGCCGGCACUGAGACCAGCAGCACCACCCUCCGCUACGGCUUCCUGCUCAUGCUGAAAUACCCGCAUGUCAGAGAGAGAGUCCAGAAGGAGAUUGACCAGGUGAUCGGCUCACACCGCGCCCCGACCCUGGACGACCGAGCCAAGAUGCCUUACACGGACGCGGUCAUCCAUGAGAUGCAGAGGUUUUCAGACCUCAUCCCCAUCGGGGUGCCCCACGUGGUCACCCAAGACACUCAGUUCCGAGGCUACAUCAUUCCCAAGAACACGGAAGUGUACCCCAUCCUAAGCUCGGCUCUCCAUGACCCGCGUUACUUUGAAACACCACACACCUUCAACCCUAACCACUUCCUGGAUGCCAAUGGGGGGCUGAAGAAGAAUGAGGCCUUCAUGCCAUUCUCCACAGGCAAGCGCAUCUGUCUUGGCGAAGGCAUCGCCCGUACCGAGUUGUUCCUCUUCUUCACCACCAUCCUGCAGAACUUCUCCGUGGCCGGCUCCGUGGCCCCUGAGGACAUCGACCUCACGCCCCAGGAGAGUGGCGUGGGCAGAAUACCUCCAACAUACAAGAUCCGCUUCCUGGCCCGCUAAGCAGGCUGGGAGAAAAGGGGCCACUGAUGCCAAUCAUGCCCCCCACCCCUGUGCAGAAGGGUCCCUAACUGUUCCUUUGUAUUCCUGCUUCUGGAACCGGCUGCCAGU
Messenger RNA from Ochotona princeps (American pika), 1584 nucleotides. Its product is annotated as cytochrome P450 2B4. Gene Ontology annotation, biological process: xenobiotic metabolic process. Lineage: Eukaryota; Metazoa; Chordata; Mammalia; Lagomorpha; Ochotonidae. Gene Ontology annotation, cellular component: intracellular membrane-bounded organelle; cytoplasm. Gene Ontology annotation, molecular function: heme binding; oxidoreductase activity, acting on paired donors, with incorporation or reduction of molecular oxygen, reduced flavin or flavoprotein as one donor, and incorporation of one atom of oxygen; iron ion binding. The coding region runs from base 1 to 1476 and encodes 491 amino acids. The transcript is spliced from 9 exons. The record is from RefSeq and is a predicted model, not a curated record.